Apis dorsata (giant honeybee) is the source of this 1703-nucleotide messenger RNA. RefSeq names its product ras-related protein Rab-10 (gene Rab10). Bases 410 to 1012 code for a protein of 200 amino acids. Gene Ontology annotation, cellular component: Golgi apparatus; insulin-responsive compartment; recycling endosome. NCBI's taxonomy places the organism in Eukaryota, Metazoa, Arthropoda, Insecta, Hymenoptera, Apidae. Gene Ontology annotation, biological process: cellular response to insulin stimulus. The record is from RefSeq and is a predicted model, not a curated record. The transcript has 5 exons. Gene Ontology annotation, molecular function: GTPase activity; GTP binding.
AAAAUUAUUUUUGCAGUGGUGGUGACCUCCCGUGGUAGAUAGAAUAUUCGCAAUUGAACCCGGCAGACUUUUAUGAUUACUGCUAAUUACAAUGAAGAUGCGAUCGUAUUAGUAAAUGUUAUUUGAUCUAUUCAGUCGUAUAGUCGAACGCAAAGUGCAAAGUUACCCUGAUGCUUCUGCGUGUUGCUCUGUUGUGUGACGUCGUAUUGUCUUUUAAUAGUCAGCCCCUGUGACCGGUUUUUCCGUCGUUAACGAGACACCGAGACGCGCCCUCGUCCGACCUUGAAACCUAUAAUCGUUCAUAGCGUUCGAUGUUUGAAAUAUUAUCUGGAAAACUAUUAAUUGUGUUCUACGGAUUUGAAUCUUUUUUGUUUUCUUCGGCGCCUCGUUAACGCAGAGCAACAGUGAAAUGGCGAAAAAGACAUACGAUCUGUUGUUCAAGUUAUUGCUAAUUGGUGAUUCCGGAGUUGGCAAAACUUGUAUAUUGUUUAGAUUUUCUGAUGAUGCUUUUUCAACAACAUUUAUUUCUACUAUAGGUAUUGAUUUUAAAAUCAAGACAGUGGAAUUAAGAGGAAAGAAAAUCAAGUUACAAAUAUGGGAUACAGCUGGUCAAGAAAGAUUUCAUACUAUUACUACCUCAUAUUACAGAGGUGCAAUGGGUAUUAUGCUUGUUUAUGAUAUUACUAAUGAAAAAACGUUUGAAAAUAUUGUUAAAUGGUUAAGAAAUAUUGAUGAACAUGCAAACGAAGAUGUGGAAAAAAUGAUAUUGGGAAACAAAAGUGAUAUGGAAGACAAACGUGUUGUUAGCACAGAAAGAGGAGAGGCGAUAGCAAGAGAGCAUGGAAUUAGAUUUAUGGAAACAUCUGCAAAAGCAAAUAUUAACAUUGAUCGUGCAUUUAGUGAAUUAGCUGAAGCAAUAUUGGAAAAAACUCAUGGAAAAGAACCACAAGAUGCUCCUGAUAGAGUAACAGUUGAUCGAAGGGUGGAAAGAAAUUCUAAUCGGUGCUGCUAAUCUUAUAUUAUUUAUUUUAAUGGCGCAUAAUAUAAUAUAUAUCAGCUCGUGCCACUCAAAAUAGAUUUGUGGAUAGAUUUAGAGCAUAAUUUAAAGCAUAAUAGUAUAAUUAAACUCUUCACAACACUGCCUAAUUCAAAUUCGAUUGAAAUUAUUUGAAAAAAUUUCUAAUUAAAAUAUAUCUAAAUUUAAUUCAAAGUAUAAAACAAAAAAGAUAAUUCUAAUUUGAAAGUGAAGUUUUUUAAUUAUACCUGGAUUUUUUUUAAAGGGUGGGUUAUAAAUGCUGUUUGUCACAUAUAUGAUUGUACUUAUAAAUGUGUCUAUUGCAUGUAUACCAAGCAUUAAAGCUCUAUCAUAACUUUUAUAAUGAAAAAAAAAUCAAUAAUAUAUAUUUCUGAUGGAGCUUUAUUUUCUAUGUAAAAUUCCAUGCAUUGUUCCACGAACAAAGUCAACUAGGAAUUUGUUAUGAGGCUGCAAUUUGUUACCAUAAUGAGAAAAGUGAGAAUGAAUGUGGACGUCUUUUGAUCUUAAAAAAACUUAAGUGAAUAUUGAAUGCUUUUUCAUACAGUCAUUGCACUAUAUAUGCUUAUUUACAUCUUAAGUUAAAAUUUGAAAGCUUAAAAAUCAAGAGCUUUUAUCCUAUUUGUGUAAGACUAAUUUACUACAAAUAUAAAUAUUCACGAUUUCGAAA